Molecule: messenger RNA, 2066 nt
Organism: Coffea eugenioides
Lineage: Eukaryota; Viridiplantae; Streptophyta; Magnoliopsida; Gentianales; Rubiaceae
Product: cell division protein FtsZ homolog 2-2, chloroplastic
Exons: 9
Coding region: 272-1708 (478 amino acids)
Biological process (GO): chloroplast fission
Cellular component (GO): cytoplasm; chloroplast
Molecular function (GO): GTP binding; GTPase activity
Source: RefSeq, a predicted model, not a curated record
AUAGGCCGUAGAAAUUAGCGGUACUAAAAGUCUAAACUAACCAGUGGUAUACAUAGAAGGAAAAGAAUGAAGUGAUUAACCAAAAUCCCAAAACCCCAGCUCCCCUGACAUUUGCUGCCCCCCUUCUCUCAAACCAAAAACCUCUGCUUUUCCAGUAAAUGCUUCACCCAUUGCCACUGCGGUUGACAAGUGCGGCGCUGACUGUCUCAGGAUUCGGCAAUUUGGCUUAAAUUCUAUCUAAGUUGCGUAUAGUAUUUUGGGGUUUUCUGGUAUGGCUACCUGCACAUCGACUUGUUUUACGCGUUACGAUGCUCGAAGGUCAAUGGGGAUUUUGACCGUUCUUGGAGGAAAAGUAGGCCCGCUGAAAACGCCCGAUGAAAAGAUUGGCUUUUUGAAUGUUAGCCAAAGGGGUAGUCCAAUUUGCACUCAGAUUAAGUGUUCAACAAACUCUCAUAGUGUCAGCCAAUUUCAGAGCAAGGAUCCCUUUCUGAAUUUGCACCCAGAAAUUUCGAUGCUUAGGGGUGAGGGGAACCCCACCAUAGCCAACCCUCGGCAGGAUAGCUCAAGUGGAAGUGUUACAGAGAGUUUGAGAGAUACUUCGAGCUCAAACAAUUACAAUGAGGCAAAGAUAAAAGUUAUUGGUGUUGGAGGUGGCGGGUCAAAUGCUGUCAAUCGAAUGAUUGAGAGCUCUAUGAAGGGUGUAGAGUUCUGGAUUGUUAACACGGAUGUCCAAGCCAUGAGGAUGUCACCUGUUUUUUCUGAGCAACGCUUGCAAAUUGGUCAAGAGCUUACCAGGGGACUUGGAGCUGGUGGGAACCCGGAUAUUGGGAUGAAUGCUGCUAAAGAAAGCAAAGAAGCAAUUGAAGAUGCAGUUUACGGUUCAGACAUGGUUUUUGUCACGGCUGGAAUGGGUGGAGGAACUGGGACUGGUGGGGCUCCUGUAAUUGCUGGAAUUGCUAAAGCAAUGGGUAUCUUGACAGUAGGCAUUGUUACAACUCCUUUCUCCUUCGAGGGCCGUAGAAGAGCCGUUCAAGCACAAGAAGGGAUUGCAGCUUUGAGAGAGAAUGUCGAUACACUGAUUGUCAUUCCAAAUGACAAAUUACUGACUGCAGUCUCCCCAUCUACACCAGUAACAGAAGCAUUUAACUUGGCUGAUGAUAUUCUUCGACAAGGAGUCCGUGGUAUCUCAGACAUAAUCACGAUUCCUGGGCUGGUGAAUGUGGAUUUUGCUGAUGUGCGUGCCAUUAUGGCUAAUGCUGGUUCUUCAUUGAUGGGCAUUGGGACUGCAACAGGGAAGACAAGGGCUAGGGAUGCUGCAUUGAAUGCUAUUCAAUCUCCAUUGUUAGAUAUCGGGAUAGAGAGGGCUACUGGUAUUGUGUGGAAUAUUACUGGUGGCAGUGAUUUGACAUUGUUUGAGGUAAAUGCUGCUGCAGAGGUCAUAUAUGACCUUGUGGAUCCAAGUGCCAAUUUAAUCUUUGGAGCUGUUAUUGAUCCAUCACUAGGCGGUCAAGUUAGUAUAACCCUAAUUGCUACGGGAUUUAAACGCCAAGAAGAAAGUGAGGGGAGACCUCUUCAGGCAGGUCAGAUGGCACAAGGAGAUGCAGGUCUUGGAAUGAAUCGACGACCAUCAUCCUUCCUGGAAGGUGGUUCUGUGGAGAUCCCUGAAUUUUUAAGAAAGAAAGGGCGUUCUCGCUAUCCAAGAGCUUAAGAUUGGGGUAAUGGGUUCAAUGGCAAAUUUCCACAGGGAAGCAUCGUAUGCAAUCCUUCAAGAAUAAUAAAUACACUCUGCUCUCUUCAAGAAUAAUGGGGAGGUAGACAAUGACGACGACGGGUAUCAUCUAUUGUCCAGGCCAGCGGAAUAUUGUACAGUAUACUUGUUUUUAUCACCGUAGAUGAACUUGUGCAUAUAUGUUGACGAUUGCAGUGGAAUUAGCAUUAGUCUUUCAGAGUUCAUACCCCUGGUGAGCAGUGUUUGUGGAGUGGUUUCUUUUUUUUUUUUUGGUUUCCUUUUUGAGAUAUUGCUUCUCGCAAUAGGUGGUUUCUCGUUGCCAUUCUGCUGAGACCAA